AGGAUAGACCUGACGUCAUGGCCCACUGAAUCUUUCAUAAUAAACAAUCUUUAGUUCCAAAUUGUUGCAGAAAGUGACUGAUAUUAUCAACAAAACAGCAGUAACGCUCUUUAAAAAAAUUUAAAUGGCCAGUAAAUUACCAAAAUCAUCUUUGAGUUUAAAACAGUUUCUUCGAAGACAGGAGGUCCUCACUCUCUAUCGAAAUAUUCUCAAGACCAUUAGGCAAGUGCAGGACAAGCAGGACAAGGAAUACCUGAAAAACUGGGCAAGAUCUGAUUUUAAGAGGAAUAAGAAUUUAACAGACGAAUUCGCGAUUAAGUCCUCGAUAGUCCACGGGGAGAAUUCUAUGAAAGAGCUGAAACGAAACCUCAACCUUACGAAAUAAACUUCAAGUCUUAUACAGAAUACGGGUUAAUAUACAAAUCUGAUAGAAUAAAAAAACAAACAUAAGGCAAAUCACUGUAAAUCGCUGUACAUAAAACAUGAAUAAAUUCUUGAACGAAUUCA
Molecule: messenger RNA, 507 nt
Organism: Fopius arisanus
Lineage: Eukaryota; Metazoa; Arthropoda; Insecta; Hymenoptera; Braconidae
Product: LYR motif-containing protein 2
Exons: 3
Coding region: 125-385 (86 amino acids)
Cellular component (GO): mitochondrion
Source: RefSeq, a predicted model, not a curated record